Molecule: messenger RNA, 1030 nt
Organism: Saccostrea cuccullata (small rock oyster)
Lineage: Eukaryota; Metazoa; Mollusca; Bivalvia; Ostreida; Ostreidae
Product: transmembrane protein 203-like
Exons: 2
Coding region: 281-679 (132 amino acids)
Source: RefSeq, a predicted model, not a curated record
GCUUUUGCCUUACACAGAUGCAAAAUAAAAAGAGAAAAAGAAAGUAGGUUGAUUUUUUUGGGCCAUUUGACUUUUCCUAAAAUUCUAUAAAAUUCUAUCAACUUAGACAUGAAGGACUGAUAACAGCUUUAUACCUCCUCGGAAGUCAUUCAGCGGUUUUCUGACUGAUAAUGGCCAGAAAAGGACUGUAACCCUGCUUUGAAUCUGAUAGAAAGAAGAAAAACCUGUCAUGUACUGAAGAUUAAUCCACAGUAUUAAAAACAUCACAACUUGGAACACCAUGCUGUUUAGGCUAGAAGAAAUUCUGAAAUGGGUUGGAAUCACCAUUUUUGAAAUAUGGCUACACCUGGUAUCAGUAUUUGUGUUUUCCUUCCUAGCUGUCUUUAAAUAUGAAGGCUUCAUUCACUGCAGCUGGUACGAGGCAUUUAUUCCUCUGUUCAUAUGUGACGGGCUCUGUGCUUAUUUUGUGAUCAUUGUGUAUGUGAGGAUGUACCGAGAUCGAUCGUCAGUUAUUCGUCUCUUGUCGUCACUACUCUCCAUUGUUUUACUGUUUGUAUUUAAAGUGUUACUGUGUCAGAAACUGAACAAGGAGAAGAUAAUUACGUACUCCGAAGUAAUGGUUCCAUUAUUCGCCCUAGUUGUUAUUGUCAUGUUCAGAUCUUGUCAUGUAAAUAACUAAUGAACUACCAGGGAAAACACUCAAUUUGUGUUCUGUAAAAUUUAAUUUACUAAAUUGUCAUUCCAUUAUCAUGAUUAUUGUAGAUGGACAUUUAAAUUCUCUUUAAGUUAGUGUUUACUUGAUAAGAAGUAUAUGUCCAUUAUCUCUCUUUCUUUGAUAUAUUUCCAUAGUCAUUGAAUAUAGAUGUUUGAAUUGUUGUAUUUUGUUUAAACUUUAUUUAUUGUCUUUAAAUUCAUUUUUCACUAAAUGCUUUCAUUCUCUUUUGCAUCAAUGAGUGUAUUAAAAAUUUGCUCACUUUAAUACAUUGUAUACAGAUAUUUUCUUCAGAGGGGAUCAGGUUCCCUAAGAUUG